GUCAGGUGCAGUGCGGGUAUGCACGCUGAUGCCGUGACACUCCGGAAAAUUUGCGUCUACACUGAUUACCAAGAUUUGUGUGACUGCAGGUGUCUAGACACUGAAACGUCUCGUCUAUAGAAACUCGGUUCACAACACGUGCACUCAUUCUUUCAAUUGAACGCGAAAGUGAUGGAAAGACGACGAUGGUAUUCUUCUCUUCUUGCCGAGUAUCCAUCCGUUGUUGUCACGGCUGUGCUCGUCUUGCUGGUUGUGUGCGGUGUAAGCGCAUUUUUUGGCUCAAAACCUCCCAAAUUUGGAGAUCCAGGAAAGGGCUUUGAACCUCGCGGUACAGAAAUUAAAAAGCGUCUUCGAACGAUUGACAACAUAGAAAGAGCUACCGAACAAGGGAUUUUACUGAAUUCCGUCAGCCAACGUCGCCACAGUAACACAACAGUCAGUGACGUCACACGACGAACGGUUGCUUUUUCUGGCUCGAACGAAGGCGAUACAGGUGGCCUUCGUCUCUGCUCCACGUCCGGAUUCGCCUCCAGACUUAAAAUCGUGUUCGCAGCGGAUUUCGAUGUAGACCACAUCCGGGAAGUUUGCGCCUUUUCCUCCUCAUUCAUUCGGUCGCGCGCCGACUACGACACGAUCUGUCGACUGAGCGACGCGUCCAAGUGUUGCCCGGAUGUUUCCAUUGGCAACGUCAUCGCGUCGACGUUUCAUCGACCGGGAUGUCACUCACUGAAUGAAUCUGACGUCAUCGAGAUGAAAACUCGACUCUUACAGUGUGCACCUUGGUAUUCCAACGGAACACUGACACACAAUUGUUCGGAGACGCAAGCCGUAGGAUCAACAGGACUCCGUGAACUUACCUCGUCUGCUCAUUCCUGCCUCGAUGUUCCAGCCAUUUGUGCUGAGAACAACGUGAUCUAUAACAUUCUUCACUAUCUCACAGACAUCGAGUUUGUUGACAGUGUUUCGGCUGUUUGCAAGUCGGACUCAAAUAGAGACUGCUCUCGGAUAUCUCUAGACCGUUUCCCUCGUUUAGAGUAUACAAUGUUGUUAUUACAAGCCGGAGCUGACAGUCAGGUUGUAACCGAAAUCGAUAAAGAGUGGUUUGUUGGAUUGUAUCACGACCGUUUGUCAUCGGUUAAAGACUACGAGGAUGUGAAGGUGGCCGGGUUUGAUCUUCGCAUCGAUUAUGCAAUUUUUCAAGAACGCAUCUUGACCGAGACUCUCUAUCCUUCGUUUUCGAUUAUUCUCGUGUUUUUCAUAAUGUGGUUUUACACCGGCUCAGUGUUUAUCACAUCAAUGGGCUGCCUGGCCAUCUUAUCGUCGAUCAUUCUUGCCUAUUUCUUGUACAUGGUCGUGUUUCAAGUUCCCUCGUUUGGAUUUCUCAAUCUGAUGGCAUUCAUCAUCGUCAUCGGCGUCGGUGCCGACGAUGUCUUCGUCUAUCUCGACGUUUGGAGACAAACGAAGGAAGCAAUGCCGACGGCUAGCAUGACAGAUUGGGUGAGUACGACCCUUCGUCAUGCCGCAUUGUCGAUGUUUGUGACAAGCUUCACGACAUCUGUAGCAUUCUUUUCAAACAUCAUAUCCCCGAUCACGGCCAUUAAGACAUUUGGUGUCUUCGCUGGAACGGCUUUAUUGAGCAACUAUGUACUGAUGGUUUCGUGGCUUCCGGCUGUUGUUGUUGUUUAUGAACGAUAUGUAUCUCAUAUGUGUUGUACGGAGAAUGGAGAUGGAGACCGUUUUCGGUCCUGCCGUCGUGCUCUGUCAUUCGCUCAAAACAUUUUCACUCUGUUUUACGAACGAUAUCUAUCGAGAGUUAUUAUUGCACUGAAAUUUCCAUUGGCCGUAGGAUUUCUGGCGUUUGCCAUCGGUAUGUCGUUCACUGUGUUUCUCAGCCCAAAGCUGGACUUACCCAGUACAGAAAGAUUUCAAUUCUUCGUGUCGUCCGACCUCCUGUCAGCGUACAUCACAGACUUACAAAAUCGUUUCUACUUCGAGAGAGGCACGGAUGUGACUGCAACCACGUUGCCACUCUUUCUCUGGUGGGGAAUAGAGGCGAGUGAUCCUGGCAGCGGAUUUGAUCCCGACGACAAGCCACUUGAAUUAGACUACCAAUGGCCCACGCCGUUUGUUAUCAACGAAGACAUGCAGCAGUGGUUUUUGGAUUUUUGUGAGGCAAUCAAGGAGCAGGAUUUCUAUCGGAGUACGAGUUCUUGUUUUCUCGAGGACUUGAAACGAUGGCAGGAGAGACUUCGUUUGGUGCCAGCAACAUGUCAUGACUACACAGGGGAAUACAGAUUGUGUUGUAAUAUGAGUCUUCCUACUGAGUGGCAGACAUUGCAACGUUGCUUGCAUCUCUCGACGAUGGAUACCCCAUCUACAGACAGUAGCAUCUAUGGUGUCAAAUACGACAACCAAGGAAACGUUCGUGUAAUCACUGCGAGGAUCGAAACCGAUAAAACAUUUACAGGUUCGUUCGAACCGAUGCAGUCGUUAUGGAACAACAUUGAGGAUUUCAUGGUGGCUCAGAGUGCUUCAGCGCCAGAGGAACUCGGACGAGUUUUGUUUAGUAGCCAAUUCGGGUUUAUGGAUUUGCAGACGAGUCUGAUCGACGGCACACUCAUGGCCGUUGGUGUGUCACUCGCUUGCUCGUUUGGCGUGUUAUUUAUCACGACUCUCAAUAUUGUCAUCAGCAUUUAUGCCAUUGUAUCGAUCGGUUGUAUUCUGGUCUCUACCGUCGGCACGCUGGCCUUACUCGGUUGGGAUCUUGGAAUAUUCGAGUCUGUCACCAUAGCGAUCGCAGUCGGUCUCUCGGUUGAUUUCACUGUUCACUUAGGAGUCGCUUAUCGUCUAUGCAGGGAAGUCUCAAGGACAGAGAGAACCAUGUUUGCGUUGAAUCACAUGGGACCGGCGAUUACGAUGGCCGCACUGACGACGUUUGUUGCCGGUUCGAUGAUGAUGCCGGCUACGAUUCUCACAUACGUCCAGCUUGGUGUGUUUCUCAUGCUCAUCAUGACGUACAGCUGGGUGUUUGCUAACUUUUUCUUCUUGCCCGUUUGUGCUAUCAUGGGACCUCAGCAUCGGUUUGCACAAAUCGUGUUGCCUUCGUGGUUGGAUUGGUACGGUCAGGCAGCAUCAAUGCCUGUUCACGUGACCAAUGAAGACGUCGAUGGUAAAUCGAGGAAACGAUCUGAACAUGCGGAGAAGAAUGGCAAUGUUGUCCAGAUGCAUGCACAGGAGGAAGACUCGAGUGAUAUGAAGGGUGUUGUUACAGAGUGGGUCUCCUCGGUAUGAUUUAUUUAAUUUAUGGACAAAUUUUAGAGAUUUGUGAUUGGAAUGUCGAAUUUAUUGGUCAAGAAAUAUGUCGAUGUGAAUCUUUUAUUUAAAUAUUUCUGGAAUUCUUUAGGUCUUCUUAAUUCUAAUAUUGGAAAAUACACGAGAUGGUUGGAUGU
Molecule: messenger RNA, 3449 nt
Organism: Corticium candelabrum
Lineage: Eukaryota; Metazoa; Porifera; Homoscleromorpha; Homosclerophorida; Plakinidae
Product: protein dispatched homolog 1-like
Exons: 3
Coding region: 172-3291 (1039 amino acids)
Biological process (GO): smoothened signaling pathway
Cellular component (GO): membrane
Molecular function (GO): transmembrane transporter activity
Source: RefSeq, a predicted model, not a curated record